UCCUGUUCUUGGUGCUGGUGGUCUUACUGUUGUUAUAAAAACGACAAAAGACAAAAUGUUCACUGGUCAUAAUCUUUUAGUUAUUCAUGUGGCAGAGUUAGGGGAGAACAAUAACAUAAACGAAUGUAGGCUUAUUAAUUUGUCAGAAAACAAAGCAAAAAACAAACGAUCAAACAAAACAAAACAGAGACGUUAGUUACUGAAUGUUAUACGUAGGUAAAAUCAUGGAUAUUUAUUUAUGAAAAAUAGCAUGGUGAUUUCAAGAUUUUUGCUAACAAGAAACUAAACCACAUUUUAAAACUUUACUUUUAAUUACCGGCUGCUUCAGAAAGCGAGGCAGAUUUGUUUUAAUGUCAGAAUAAACAGAGUUUACAAAACAAUUGUGAGAAAGAGAAAUCGAGUAAUAGAAUCCGGUGAAAAGAUUUCGGUGUCGGAAAUCUGAAAAAUACAUUAUUACCUGUUCCCAGGGUAGCUAUUGUUGAAAUGAACUGAAUUAGGAGACACUUCAGGUUUCAGUCUCGGCAAUAAACUGGAACCUGACUAUAACCCAAAACAUAAGAGAGCGAAACUAACCAAAAACCAUACAAUAUGACAUGCAAUACUUACCUGACCAAAACACAUCUAUUCUUCUUUCUCAUGACAAAUAGCUGUAAAGUAUACUGUUCAUUUUACGUCAAGGAUGACUUUUCAUUUAGCUUCCACCACAUCGUUAAAGGCUUGCUUGCUUUUUAUCCUCUAGUUAACAGAAGGUCCACCGACAGAUGGGUGAUGGCACGGGGUUGUGUCAAGGCGUAUGAUCACUAUAAUUUGGCUCUAAAAUAGUACUGCCAAGCUUCGUAUUUUAAAACAAUAAAAAUGUUUGAGGUUGGCAUUAUAUAGACAUACGUUUUUCUUUCUUCUGAAACGCAGUAAAAAUGAUUAAAACCGAAAAAUGAAUACUAUAGUAAUGAAGUCAAACUGUGAAACAGCUUCUUAAUCCACAGUGAACUCCUUGUGUUGUUUCCUUUCCUCCACUGCAUGCACUACCAGUUCUCAUCGCAUAGCGGCAGCGUUGAUCUAAAUUCAUGUUCAGAGAGAUACAUUUUUCCUAAACAAUUUAAUGGCAAUUAUUUAAAGAUAACAAAUUAACAAUCAUAUGAAAUCUUCGGAUAACAGUACAAAACAACAAUAACCCAUUUAAUAAAUCACAUGAAAAGCACUGACUUUUCACUGGGACUCUUGGUUACAAUGUUUGGGUAUUGUUUACAAUAUUUGAAUUUUGUUCCAACUAUUUUGUUUACCAAAUAUCUGAGCAAAAUUGACCAUAUAGUUCGUCUAAUACAAAGCAGAGCUAUUUAUUAGUGUUAUUAGUGAACAGAAUAUACGAUGACAUCUGUGAAGACAAAUCUAACCACGCUUGGAAUAAAACCAAUUCCUGUAAUGAAACCUGUCUUGGUUGAAACAGGAAUGUUGAAAAUACUUUUCAGUGUAGACUUCUGUGUACGAUCUUUAAAGCCUACAUUAUAUGUGAAAGUCUGCAUGUGUGUAGUCCCUUAUGUCUUGACUUGAUCUACUUGGUAGGAGUAAAUUUGCUGCUCCAAGACUAGCCUCAAGAUUUUAUGUAUUUAAACCAAAAGUGUAUGUAAGAGCGUAGCUUUAGACAAACCACGCGUUUGUGGUUACAGACUAUGAAUUUUGUACGUGUCGUAUGAGCCCUCGCCACUGAAAUGGUUUUCCAGCAGUGUCAUCCCUCCCUCUACCUCCCCUCUACUCACACAUCACCAACUCCUUCUCUCCUUUUCCAUUUUCUCCCUGUUCACUCUACUAUCACCAUCGCGCUGUUGUCUGUUUGGAAAUGACGGGGCCAAUGAAAAAGGAGUCAGUAAGACUGAAAAUGCAAAACAAUUUUAUAGAGCUCUGCAGGAGGGAAGAAAACCACUAUUUUAUGAAACCGCAUCACUAAAAAUGCUAUGUGAUUACACUCGCGGAGAAAUUUGCUCACAAGCGUCUGCGCGCGAAAUAUUUACAAUAUAGCAGUCUUUUGCGCGUAAAUGUAAGCUAGACUGUAUGGCUUAAGACAUUACGGAAACAAGGCUGGUUUAACCUAAAAUGAAAUAGAGCUAUUUUAGGAAAGUUGAUGCAAAGAAGAAAAAUGAGUUCCUAUUUCGUCAAUUCUCUCUUUAGCAAAUUCAAAGGAAGCGACUCCCUGCGUCCAAACUACUACGAGUGUUCUGGGUACACACAGGAGCUUGCAGGCAGACCGUCUGUGUUGUACGGACACAGCACAGGAUCUACAUUUCAACACACAACCCAGCUUCCGGAGUUUUAUCACCACGGAGCCUCCACGUUCUCCCACGCACCGUACCAACACAGCCAGUAUCACGGAGAGCCAGCCGCAAACCUUUUUGCCCAGGACGCCUUGCAGAGACAGACUUUUUUCGGCACACAAGACACGGAUUUAGCCCAAUUUGGAGACUAUACUGUGAAGGCAAGCUACAUCAGUGAUGAUUUGGAGAGCACAGAAACGUGCCCAACCCAGCUCUUCCCCUGGAUGCGACCGCAAGCUACUGGCCGAAGGCGAGGCAGACAGACGUACAGCCGCUACCAGACGCUUGAGCUGGAGAAGGAGUUCCUGUUUAAUCCGUACCUGAACCGCAAGCGGCGCGUGGAGGUUUCGCGAGCGCUUUGCCUGACCGAGCGCCAGGUGAAGAUCUGGUUUCAGAACAGGCGCAUGAAGUGGAAGAAAGAGAACAACAAGGACAAGUUCCCGAGCAGCAGGGCUGAGCAGGAGCAGAUCGAGAGGCAGCGACGCGAAUGCGUCGAGGAUUCAGGAAAACGUACUCCAGGAGAGGCAGACUCAGAGGACGCGUGACUCCGUGAAUUACAGAUCGAGCUAAGACGUGCUCCGAUUAGUUUAGUAACAUUUCUGAAAAUAUAUAACAACGUGAUGUAAACGCUUGAUCUCUUAUUAAGCCUUGUCUAACAAAACACGAGGUAUUUCUUUAAUCAAUGCCAAUGUGAAUAUAAUAAUAAUAAUAAUAAUAAUAAUAAUAAUAAUAAUAAUAAUUGUAAACAGUGACAAUAUUCUUAUUGUUAAUAAUCAAUUAAUUUAAAUGUAGAUAUAUUUCGUUCAUCGUAGUUCAAUGAAUUCUUACCUCAGAAGUAUUGAUAGUUGGCAGUUGUUCUGUGCGUGUGUGUGUGUGUGUGUGCGCAUGUGUGCGCGCGCGCGCUCGUGUGUAUGCACGCGCCAGCUCUCGUGCACUGUGAUAUGGGGAAGUAAGCCCACGUCUUACUACAGCUACCAUAUCUCAGCUCCGUUUUUUGCGUAAAUUGUUAUUAUGAAGAUUGUUAAACAUCUGCUCUGAGACCUAUUCACUCUACUGCACGACUUUUUAUUCAAAUUUAAACUUCGGAUUUAAUUUAGAAUCAUGUUAGCUAUUUUAUUGAAUAUGAUCAGGGAAUAAAUGGGUCCAGUUACUGCAGUACUUUAGGCUACCUAAUAUGCACUUAGAAUUAUUGACUGAUGAGAAUAAGAAUCAGACUUAAACACUGUCUUAAACAUUAUGUCUUAAACACUACCUAUAAGUAACUCGGUUCAAUGACUCAGUCCAUUACAAGGCAAACGCAAUGCGUGACCUACUGUAAAUACUCCAAACCCUGCUGGAUAUAGUCCUAUAAAAAUUUGUGUAAGAACACUUGAUUGUUGUCUUAUCGUCUUUUUUUUAAUGUUUGUGUUUGGAGGUGUAUGUGUAAAAAAUACAAUAAAGAAA
Hemibagrus wyckioides is the source of this 3749-nucleotide messenger RNA. RefSeq names its product homeobox B8b (gene hoxb8b). Gene Ontology annotation, cellular component: nucleus. Gene Ontology annotation, molecular function: DNA-binding transcription factor activity, RNA polymerase II-specific; RNA polymerase II transcription regulatory region sequence-specific DNA binding. The record is from RefSeq and is a predicted model, not a curated record. Lineage: Eukaryota; Metazoa; Chordata; Actinopteri; Siluriformes; Bagridae. The coding region runs from base 2117 to 2851 and encodes 244 amino acids. Gene Ontology annotation, biological process: regulation of transcription by RNA polymerase II. The transcript is spliced from 2 exons.